AUUGAAAAGUAUCUUAAGACAUCCACUCGAAAGAAGGAUUGGCGAAUGAUAUGCCUUACUAUCACACGGUCCAGCUGCGUGUAUCGAGCCUAUGAUACUUCCCCCACCGCCUGAGAUCUACAGGAUCUAAUAGAUCGCAGUUUUUGUUUUUAUCAGCGCUGAAGUCUUGCUAGCAGUGGAUGUUCCUCAUGAUGGAUUCCAUCAACGAAUCAUUCCCAGACGCAACCAAUAGACCAUUGCCUAGCAACGCCUCAAAUGGAUCGUUGCCUAGCAACACAGACUUCAGCACAAUCCGUCUAGGUAUGAUCCCGGCCUACUCUGUUAUCUUCGUGCUCGCGCUCACCGGAAACACUGUCAUCAUUUACAUCGUGAAAACCAAGCCUUACAUGAAGUCUACCACAAACUACCUGAUAGCGAACAUGUCCGUGGCGGAUCUAAUGAUGACCUUCUUCGCCAUGCCGUACUCCAUCGCCUACUUGUACGUACAGAGCCGAUGGUUUGGCGGGUUCAUUGGUCAUGUACUUUGCAAACUGGUGCAGUUUUUCGUUGGUUUAUCAAUAGCUGCAUCUGUUAUAACCCUUAUGGUGAUUUCUCUGGAUAGGUUUUUCGCGAUUGUGUACCCUUUCAGACGCGCAAGUGUUAUCAGAAGGAUUUCCGUAACGAACACAGCAAUCUGGCUUAGUUCAGCCAUCCUUCUCUCGCCGUAUUUGUACAUGUACCAGUUGCACAAGCUUAGUAAUGGCUCCUAUCAUUGUAUCGUCUCAUUCGGUCGUUUGGUGGAUACCAUUGCUAUCAUGCGUAUUUACAACACAGUGACAGUUGUUCUACUCUAUCUUCUUCCGCUGACUGUCAUAGCUAUAUUCUAUAUAGUCAUCUGCAGAAAACUUUGGCUAAGAAAGAUUCCCGGCAACCCGUCCCAGUUAAAUCGACGCACCGCUGACCGCUAUAAGCGGUGCACAGUCAAAAUGCUAAUUAUAGUAGUGAUAGUGUUCGCGGCGUGCUGGUUCCCAGCUCACUUAAUGCACUAUUAUGUGUACUACAGAUACGAGGAAUUUGCGCGAUUCCCACCAUACGUACCCCUCGUUGCUUUCUGGAUAACACACGCUCACUCGGCCAUCAACCCGUUUCUUUAUAUCCUCUUGAAUAGGAACUUUAUGCACGCAUUUAAGGAUAUCUUUAUCAAAGUGUUCCGGGGACGUCAAGAGAGGACCAGAGAACCCAGGUGUAGGACGUCAUGGACGAACUUGUCAAUCAUUGCAUCAUGUGACAAUAUUGGUGACGUACCGAGUGGAAGGCGUGGGUUGUAUGACGUUAGGGGAAGAGUUAGAGAAGCAAGUGUAACUAAAGCAGUUAACUUAACGAAUAUUGCCAGCUAUCCCAUUAGUGUAGAAUAAGUAUGUCAAUCAAUCAAUCAAUCAACCAUGACAAAGUGACACAAAAGAGCCGAUAACAUCUUAUACAAAUGGUCAAUAGAGGGAGUACACGAGGGUUAAUAGAGGAGGUAGACGAGGCGUUAAUAGAGGGGUAGACUAGGGUUAAUAGAGGGGUAGACGCGGGUUAAUA
This is a messenger RNA of Nematostella vectensis (starlet sea anemone), 1563 nucleotides long. Its product is annotated as trissin receptor. The transcript is spliced from 3 exons. Gene Ontology annotation, biological process: G protein-coupled receptor signaling pathway. Gene Ontology annotation, cellular component: membrane. The coding region runs from base 180 to 1394 and encodes 404 amino acids. The record is from RefSeq and is a predicted model, not a curated record. Lineage: Eukaryota; Metazoa; Cnidaria; Anthozoa; Actiniaria; Edwardsiidae. Gene Ontology annotation, molecular function: G protein-coupled receptor activity.